This is a messenger RNA of Meloidogyne enterolobii, 1692 nucleotides long. The record is from the annotation of a GenBank genome assembly. NCBI's taxonomy places the organism in Eukaryota, Metazoa, Nematoda, Chromadorea, Rhabditida, Meloidogynidae.
AUGGACGCAAAUAAAAAUACUAAAAAUGAAGACAAAAAUAAGAUUGAGGAUAACAACAGUUGUGAUCACCAAGAAAAAUGGAGAUCGGCGGCCAUUGAAGAAGAUUUAUGGGAUAUGUCCCGCAGAAAACGAGUUAAGGAAGUAUUAGGUUCUAAUGAUUUUCGGAGUGAAUUGGAACAAAUAGUUUGCCCAGACAUUGCCAGAUCCUUUCCAGAAGAUUUGAACAGUGCAAUGGCUUCUUUAAACAUUCAAACAGCAAAUUAUUCUCGUUUACCUCAACUUUUGCCGUUAAAUGUCAACCAAGUUUUAAGCAAUCCACCAAUUAAAAUAGCAGAUAUUGCCCGUAAUAAUAAUUUAUAUUCAUUGGAAGAAAAAAAACAAAGAAACAAAUUGGCUACAAUUUAUAGACUUGUGGAUCUUUUUCAAUGGUCACAAGGGAUUUACAAUCAUAUAACGCUUCGCCUUCCUGGAACUGAUCCUGCCCAAGUUUUAAUUAAUCCAUUUGGAUUGCUCUAUAAUGAAGUAACUGCCUCUUCUCUCAUUAAACUCAGCUUGUCUGGAGAUGUGAUAGACCAAGGCUCUACAAAUUUGGGUGUUAAUCAGGCUGCUUAUGUUCUUCAUUCAGCUAUUCAUGAGGCUAGACCAGAUGUUCAUUGUGUCGUUCAUUUACAUACGGCCGUUGUUGCUGCCGUUAGCGCCAUGAAGUGCGGAUUAUUACCAAUUUGUCAGGAAGCUAUGAUUAUUGGCCCUGUAGCUUAUCAUGAUUACCAGGGCAUUUUAACAGAUGAUGAUGAGAAAAAGUCAAUAGUCAGCGAUUUGGGCGAUAAAAAUGUGAUGAUUCUUCGAAACCAUGGUUUUGUAGCUUGCGGUCGAACAGUGGAGGACGCUCUUCAUUUGGCAUUUCAUACGAUUAUUUCAUGUGAAACUCAGAUCAGGGCGGCACGAGUUGGACUUGAUAAAUUAAUUAUACCUUCUGAUGAAGCAGUCCAAAAAGCUUAUUCUACGGCUAGAAGUGCAGGUGGUGGUGGAGUAAAUCGAACUCAACAAAAUUUAACUGCCAACAUUUCUUGGGGAAUUGGAGAACUUGAAUGGGAAGCGUGGUGUAGGAUUUUGGACACAGCGGGAUUCUGUACUGGACACAUUUAUCGAAAUAAAUUGCUUCGUUCAACAUCACAACCUUCCCAUCAUUCAAUGUAUAAUUUGUCAAGUAUAGCAACUCCAUCAAAUGGGCCAGCAUCGCUGGGAACUAUUGAAGAAGGAACAUCAACAUCAUCAAAUUGGUGCCUUUCCUUGCUUCUUCAAAAAGAAAAAGAGAAGGCUAUUUGGUUAAAUUCGCCUUGCAAUUAUUUAAAAGUGCAACUGCCAGAGACGGGAACUGAUUGUCCUCGAUUAAUUACAAGAUGGGUUGAGCAGCAAAGCGCCAGUUCCAAAAGUGGCACGCCGGUGAAAAUUAAUUCACCCUUGCAGUUUAGCCCUAGCAGUCUGGAUAUGCGAGAAUUCAGAGAAAAAAGAAGAAAAUUGAAAGAGGCUAGAAUGAGCGGAAAAGUUUCACCUGGUCCUCAAUCAUUGGUGCUUGAUGGAUUGACAUUAACGGACAUUGAAGGAGUUUGUUUUUUUAAUUUGUAUUUAGAAUGUUCGGAGCAGUUCAACUGGGUCACUGCUCAGCUGAGUCCCAGCCUUUAUAACUUAUGA